UUCAGAAAAUGAAGUUUCUCAUCAUAUUUCUCUUACUACUAUUGUUAAUCGCCAUCGAAAGCAAGAAGGACAAAGCCACAAAGAAGAAAGAAGGCACGAAGCAGGAAGCUACGAAGAAGAAAGAAGCUGUCAAAGAGAAGGUUGCGAAGAAGAAAGACGAUACUAAAGAAAAAGCCACAGAACUGAAAGAAGACAUAAAGAAAAAAUCUGUAAAAAAGGAGGAAGGCUCGAAGAAGAAAACAAAGAAAAACCCACAUUUCGCUUUUGAUGGAAGAAGUGAAUGGGGCGAUAAGUCAUUGAAGAAAUGCUUUGAACCAGACCCACUCAAAGAGGAUUACUUGUGCUACAAGUACUUUCGCAAUUACGAGGUGGUCUAUCUUGAUCCAGUAGAUACGAAUCCCAUCAUUAUGAUAUACCGACGGCUCAUACCUAAAGAGUUCAUCGACGAGUUCUUGUUGGACGUAGAAUACAAGCAAAAGAGAAAAGCAGAGAAGAAGCAAGAAGAGGACUUCAUCGCCAAAUACAUGACAUCCCGAAGAGUAGCAAACGAAACAAUUAUAGUGCAUAAAGCAAGGAAAGGCGUUGCAAGAGUUUUCAAUCGGAUUCAGUCGCUAAUCCCCAUGUUAAACUUUGAGUUAUCGGGACCUUGGCAGGUGCUCUCAUACAAAGAGGGUGGUCAUCAUGCACCACACUAUGAUUACAUAACGUAUUCGUCACCGGAUCAGUACAGCCGAGUCACACGCAAAGAAGGCAAUAGAUUCGUCACGUUUGCCAUCACAUUAAAGGCUGCCGAUAUAGGUGGAGAGACCGUAUUUGUGCUCUCUAAUCACACCGUGACUUUGGAAGCUGGUGAUGCGCUGCUUUUCACGAAUAUCGACAAGAAUAUGAGACCGGCACCUGGAGCCGCUCACGCUGAAUGUCCAGUCCAGAAAGGAGAAAAAAUUACGGCUACUCUAUGGCUGCGUCCUAGAGGUCAAGAGCUUUUUUACUCGCAUCCUCAAGAAGAGGGACUAUUCGCUUUUGAUAUCGAAAAACUUGUAACUCCCAAUAUGAAAUGGUACUUCAAAAGUCCCAUCUACGACUUCUACAUCUAUCAGCAAAUGAUGAUGGAAUCCUUUGCGCAACAGUUCGCGCAGCAAGAGGCAGCAAAGAAGAAGAAGAAUCCGUUUUUCUAGAAGGCUUGCUUUUGUAAUGUUUUUGUUAGUGUGCUUUCCCACAAAUAUUACCGGUAGGUUCCUUUUUCCUCUUACCUUCGCUUUCGCAAAGAUUUUUUAAAUAUGACGUUGUUGUAUGAUGAGAUGUGUUG
Molecule: messenger RNA, 1306 nt
Organism: Cylicocyclus nassatus
Lineage: Eukaryota; Metazoa; Nematoda; Chromadorea; Rhabditida; Strongylidae
Source: the annotation of a GenBank genome assembly